AUGGCGUCCCCGCCGGUGGUCCGCUUCCCGAUCGUAUUCCUCAUCCGGCUAUUCGGCGCCGCCGCCGCCGCCAUGGUGAUCGCGUGGGUCGUGCGCUUCCGUGGCGGAAUGGCCCUCUUCUCCGACAACAAGGACCUCAUCUUCAACGUAAAUCCUCUUGGUGCUCCUCUCCCCUCGCUCCACUUCUUGCGACUUGUCGUCUGAUAGUUGUGGCUAUUGUGGAUGCUCUUGUUUACUUGUCAUUUUCCCAUUCUUGUGAAGGGAACUGGGGCUGCGAGUGGUCCCACAGACCGUGUAUAAAUUGAUGGACGGACUUCAGAUCGCAUCUGAAAUUUUCCUUGUUGAUCCGCACAUUUCAAAUUUUCCUCGGUCUAAACUCUGCUUGUGGGAGAUUUUCUUGCGUCACUGUGGACAGAUCGGAGGAAAUUCUGGUCUUAGGUUGGACUGUGGUUGUCAUUUUCCCACUCUUGUGACUUGAACUGCGGCAGACCGUGUACAAAUUGAUGUACAGACUUCAGUUCGCAUCUGAAAUUUUCCUCAUUGACCCAAACGUUUUCAAGUUUUUUCUCGAUCUAAACUCUGUUUGUGCGAGAUUUACUCACGUCAAUGUAGCCAGAUCGGAGGAAAUUCUGGUCUUAGGAUGGACAUCGGACGAAUAACUGAAGGGAAAUCAGGAGCAAAAAAAAUGCUAUUUUCAAUUAAGCUGAAAAUAAAAAGGGUACUAAGGAUUUAUAACGAUUUGAAUUGGUUCUCUGAUGAAAACUGCGACAGCCAUAGGUUGGAUCAUGAUAUGAGGCGAGAGACUAGUUGGUGAAAGUAAAGAAGAAGAUUUUAUGCUUUAAUAUUCAAGGUCAGUGUAGGUUUUUCAGGGUGAUGACUCGACUGGUAUCAUGUUCCUUUCUUUUUUAAUCCGUUGUCCAAAGUAUUUUUUCUUUUCCUUAAACUUGAAUCGUGAUUUCACGCCAAUGUCAGGCCUUAUCCCUUAAUCUGGGCAUCAGUUUCAGAUCUUGAGAAAUCAUUGCUAUCAUCCUAUAUAGUUACCAAUAUGAGACCAUUAUCAUCGCAUACUCCUGAACCAUCCUUUUGGUGGUUAGAGAGGAUUCUCAUUGUAGACCUAGGAUUGGUGAUUGCUUUUGUUGAAGAGAAGGAAAGAAAGGAGCGAGAGAAAAUGUUGGUUAUUUUACAUAGAAUUCUCUGAGACAUGAGAGAAAUUGGCUUAUUUUUGUGCGGUUUGGUAGAUUUUUAUCUGAUGAUGAAGGUGUGAUAACGAUGUAAAACAGAGUAUUAUAUAUAUAUAUACGUUUUUUUUUUUUAAUUCACAUGUGGACUAUUCUUUGUAGGUUCAUCCUGUACUAAUGGUGAUUGGCUUUAUACUUGUAUACGGAGAAGGUAUGCCAUUAUAUACUCCCUCACACUAUUGCAAUAAAUUGUUGAUUGUAUGUUUUAUUUUCUUGAAUAACCAGAGGAAAAUCAUGAAGUUCGUCGAAAUAUAUGACCUCACAAUGAAUUCGGCCUUUCAGUGAAACUCCAUCAUUUUAAGAGAUUGAAUAUGGAAAAUAAAAAAGUGUUCAUAGAAAUGUUAUGGGCAUCAGAACAUGGCUAUGGAUCCGUGCCUACACAUAUCAUAAUGUGCCCACUUGCAAUUGUCUUCUCUUGAAGUUUCUGGCCCCAGAAGAAAAUGAGGAAUAAGAUAAAUUAAGAAAUAUUCGUUUAAAACGCUUAGUGCCUCUUUCUUCUUCUAUGGCUAGUUGCUUGUUCAAGGGAUUAUGCAACUUCUGGUUGUUUUGAUGAGCAUCAAUGAAAAAUUGGAGUGUCUCAAAGAUUAAUAUGCAAUUUUUUUUAUUAAAUACCUGCCAAGGAAAUGUUGCGGGAAAUUCCGAGCCAGCAAUCAUAUUCUUCAGUAUACUCUCCCUCUUAAAGUGAGAAACUUCCCGCCAUCAAUGAUCCGGAGCAAAAAAUAUACUUUGAUGACAGAAAUCAGCCACUUGCUGCAUCUAUCGAAGCUACCCAUGAACAGAUUUCAUUUCAUUGCUGAUUAAAACUCCUCGUGUGACGGUCUCCAGCCAUGCUCGUGUACAAGACGAUGCCGGGGACCAAGAACUUCAAGAAGGCGGCGCACCUCUCUGUUCUGUUCCUUGCGCUCUGCUUGGGGGUCGUCGGUGUGUGGGCGGCCAUUAAAUUCCACAACGAGAAGGGCAUCGACAACUUCUACAGCCUCCACUCAUGGCUAGGCCUGGCGUCCCUCAUCUCCUUCAGCAUCCAGGUGACUGGCUCCUGCUCCUCCUCCAUUUCACCCUCAGCCUAAUUUCCCUGCGAUCUUCCUCCAGUGGGCUUUGGCAUUCGCCACAUUCUGGUACCCGGGUGGUUCGAGGAGCAGCAGGGUCUUCCUCCUUCCAUGGCAUGUGUUCUUGGGGGUCUACAUCUAUGCCCUUGGAAUUGCCACUGCCGUCACUGGGAUCCUGGAGAAGGCGACCUUCCUGCAGAGUAACAGAGAGAUAUCGCGGUACUCGUCUGAGGCAUUCCUGGUGAACCUUCUGGGCAUCCUCCUCGUCGUCCUCGGUGGCUUUGUGGUCCUCGCCGUGAUCACCCCCACGGUUGGCAAGGGCGGCGAGGCACUCCGGAACGGUGCCGACUAG
Spirodela intermedia is the source of this 2636-nucleotide messenger RNA. Lineage: Eukaryota; Viridiplantae; Streptophyta; Magnoliopsida; Alismatales; Araceae. The record is from the annotation of a GenBank genome assembly.